AUGGCAUCAUUCAAAGUUAUCUCAAGUAUUCUUCUCAUAACAUUUGUCGCUCAUGUCUCAUCAUCACCUGCUGACAGUGCAUUACGUGCAGUGAAAAAAAUUUAUAAUGUAUGUGAAAACAGUGAUGAACUUUUAAAGUGCAUGAAAGUCCAAGCAUUAAAACUCACCGAACGUGCCCUUAAGUUGCCAAACAUUAAAAUUACUGAUGGAUUAUCAAUUGUGAGAAAAGACGGUGAUGAUGUUGAUACUGAAAAUGCAGGACGUUCUAGUGGAUUGGUCGAAUUUGACAGUGAAGAAACAAUGAAUUUGCCAUCGGAAAAAAUUGAUGCCAUGCUUGUAAAAGGAAUUAAUAAAUUUAUGGAUACACAUCAAGUUGCUGUUAAUGUUCCACGUCUUCUUGCAUCAAGUGAAACACCAAGAUUAGUUGAAGAAGGACGUAAGAAGAUGAAGAAAUAUUUGGGACCAUUUAUUGCAGCUAUGGCCAUUAAAGGAGGUAUUUUAACCAUGGUUUAUCACUCAAUUGCCAUCGUUGCUGGAAAAGCCUUAAUUAUUGGUAAAAUUGCACUUGUCAUCAGUGCCAUUAUUGGAUUGAAGAAAUUGGUUACACCAGAAGGACAUGAGAAGACAACAUACGAGAUUGUUAAGCAUCCACAUGUCCAAAACAGUCACACAUAUUCCUCAUCACAUGGAGGAGGAGAUUAUGAUGGACAUGAGAACCAAUAUCACAGAAGCUUAGGUGAUGAUGUCGAUAUGCUUAUGCAAGACAGAGCUUACCGUGGACAUACACACUAA
This is a messenger RNA of Chironomus riparius, 792 nucleotides long. The record is from the annotation of a GenBank genome assembly. Lineage: Eukaryota; Metazoa; Arthropoda; Insecta; Diptera; Chironomidae.